This is a messenger RNA of Chinchilla lanigera (long-tailed chinchilla), 4423 nucleotides long. Its product is annotated as scavenger receptor cysteine-rich type 1 protein M130-like. Gene Ontology annotation, cellular component: membrane. The coding region runs from base 125 to 2677 and encodes 850 amino acids. The record is from RefSeq and is a predicted model, not a curated record. The transcript has 11 exons. NCBI's taxonomy places the organism in Eukaryota, Metazoa, Chordata, Mammalia, Rodentia, Chinchillidae.
GUCUGGGCUAGAGUCAGAACAGCAUCACUGCCGCGUUGAGUCCACCUUCUAUGUAGAGGCAGAGCAUACACUUCUGCUGUGAGAUUGUCAGACUGCCAAGUUACAGCUCUAAGGCACGGGAGGCAUGGCACUAUUCCCUCUGAUGCUGUGGUCCCUGCUCCUGGCCUGCUGGACCCUCACUCCAGGCUCUGCUGGGGAGGACUCCCUGAGUCUCCUCAAGGGAGAUACUCACUGUGAAGGCGUGCUGCAUGUUGAGCAUCGUGGGCAGCAGGGCCUGGUGUGUGGGGACCGCUGGGGCAUGCAAGAGGCCUUGGUGGUCUGCAGACAUCUCAAGUGCAGAAGGGCACUAUACACACCUCAGCAUGUUUUGAUGCCCCAAGACAUGAAGCCACCCUGGCUUUAUGGUGCCCAGUGCCAGGGUGAGGAGGGCUCUCUCUGGAAGUGCUCUCUGGGUGACUGGGGGCCCAUUACUGCCUGCAACUGCCAGUGUGUUGUAGUUGUCAUGUGCUCAGGUGGCUUUUUGGGACAUAUUAGGCUGGGUGGAGGAGUCAGCCCCUGUGCUGGGACCCCUGAAUUAGUGCACCCAGGGAAGACUACUUUGAGGUGUGACUUGCAAAAGAAGGAAGCAGACGUCAUUUGCAGAGAUCUGCAGUGUGGCAACGCUUUGCAGUGGUCCAGAGCCCACCCUCAAGGGCGCCUUCAUGGCCAGGAGCAGAGAUUCCUGACCUGUCAAGGAACAGAGCCCAGCCUUUUCCAAUGCAAGGCCAACUUGAACUUUCUAGAAUCAUGUGACCUUCCAGUCUACACUGACGUGGUAUGCACAGGACACGUGGAGGCCCGGCUGGCUGGCAGUGAGGACCCCUGUGCUGGACGCUUGGAGGUCCGGCGGGGCCUGACCUGGGGCACAGUCUGCAGUGCUGACCUGGACCUGCCCACGGCCCACGUGGUGUGCCGGGAGCUGCAGUGUGGAAUGGCCAUAUCCACCCUUGGGAAUGCCCACUUCGGCCAAGGCUUGGGGCCUGUGUGGAUGGAGGCCUUCCGUUGUGUGGGCAAUGAGUCUCUGCUGUUCCACUGCCCGCGGGAGCCUGGGAGUCAGUGCACGCACCAGCAGGAUGCCGGGCUCAGGUGCUCGGGAGAAAAGUUCCGGCUGGUCAAUGGCAGCAGCCCCUGUGAGGGCCGUGUGGAGCUCCAGGUGCAGGGGACCUGGCUGGAUGGAGUGUGGGGCCGCGUCCUAGAUGAUGCCUGGGACCUGCGUGGUGCCAGCGUCGUGUGCAGGCAGCUUGGGUGUGGAGAGGCACAGCGAGCCUAUGACACAACUGCCCCUAACCGCGGAGCUGUCCCAGUGGGGCUGAGCCAGGUGCGCUGCAAGGGCUCAGAGGCCCGCCUGACCCAGUGCAAUGUGUCAGUGUCCCAGCUGGUGCCUGCCGGGUCCUUGCGGGAUGUGGGUGUCAUGUGCUCUGGAAGCCUUCAGGUGCGGCUGGCUGGAGGCCCUGGCCGCUGUGCAGGGCGUGUGGAGGUGCUACAGGGAGGCUCCUGGGGCACAGUGUGUGAUGACGCCUGGGACCUGCAGGAUGCCCAUGUGGUCUGUGGUCAACUUGGCUGUGGCCAUGCCCUCAGUGCCCCAGGAGGCUCCUAUUUCGGAUCAGGAUCUGGGCCCAUCUGGAUGGAUGAGCUGGGCUGCCUGGGCAAUGAGUCUGCACUAUGGCAGUGCCCAUCUCCAGGUUGGGGCCAGCACGACUGUGGGCACAAGGAAGACGCUGGAGUGUUCUGCUCAGAGCUCAUGGAUGUCAGGCUACAGAAGUAUGGACAGCCAUGUGCAGGGCGGCUGGAAGUUUUCUACAAUGGGACUUGGGGUGGUGUCUGCCACUUCCUGAGUGCUGCCUCCCUGGGGAUCCUGUGUGGGCAGCUGGGGUGUGGGUCCCAAGGGCAGCUGCUGGCCAGGCCAGAGAGCUGGUCUUCCCCUGAGAUUUUCUGGCUGACUUCCAUUCAGUGCAGGCCCAGGCAUGACAAGUUCCAGUGGCAGUGCCCCUCAGCCCCCUGGGACCAGCAUUCCUGCUCCAGCAGUGAGGAGGCCUGGGUCCUGUGUGCAGGUGAUGACUCCUGGGACCUCGCAGAUGCAGAGGUCGUGUGCCGCCAGCUGGGCUGUGGUCAGGCCAUGGAUGCUGUGCAAGGAGCUGCCUUUGGUCCUGGGUCAGGGCCUGUGUGGCUGGAUGAGGUGGGGUGCCGUGGAAGCGAGGCUUUCCUGUUGGGCUGCCCCGCACAGCCACUGGGAUAUGGAGACUGUGAACACAAGGAGGAUGCAGGGGUGCACUGCUCUGGAAUCCCUGCCUUUCUCUUUGUCACAGGAGCUCCCUUCUUGGCCCCUGCACCUGUUGCUGAGGCCUGGACCCUGCCGGAGAUUGCCUGCCUGGUUCUUGGCUGCCUUUUGGGCCUCAUCUUCCUAUUCCUGGGUGUUCAGCGGAACUGUCACAGAGAUACCUGCCUGAGUCCUGGGAUGUCAGAGUGCCUGCCUUCAGAGGGCAUCUAUGAGGACAUUGAAGCUCUUCCUGUGGAGGAGAAAGAGGAGAGAAACUCAGUGUCAGGGAACCUGGUGUUGGAGGAGUAUUACGAUGAUGCUGAAGAACCUGGGGAAGACUGUGGGGAGGAGACAGAUGUGGUGGAGGAGUCGGGUCUGUAGGGAGUGGCUGAAGCUGGAAACUGGUUACAUGUGUUGGGACAAGACAGGGCAAAGUGCCAAAAUCAAUCAAGCUACCUCCAUCCUGAAAAGAUUUUCUUCUUGCCUGAGACAAUUCCAAUCAAUAGCCACUAGGCAAACCUGUGGGAGUGAUACUAACUUUGUCAAAAUAUAAAUCAAUGCCCCCACUAAUGCUGUGCAGUUCCUCUUCUCGCAUGUGGAAAAAGGGCGUCUCCUGACCUCAGCUUUCAUCUCUCAUCUGUAUUUUCUAAAUCUCUGCAUCUUUUUUUUUCUGGGAUCAUCAAGAGCUGUGUGGGUCCCGGCAGGGUCACUGCUGAGCCUUGCGAGUGUGCACAUGUGGGCCUUGAAGUCCAUCUCACUCUUGCUCUUCUACUGCUUCCAUGACGUGAGCUCUGCUCAGCCAGGGCUUACACUGGAAAACCCUGAGAGCUGCUUCUGUGUGUCUGUUACCCUUACUGCUAUCUCUGAUCUGGGGCUUCCUGCUGUCCCCCUCUUCCUUGAAGAAUGCGCCUUAGACUCAACCCUCUCAUUGGUUGUUGUAGUGUUAGGUCCUUGUUCUCUCUGGAUUCCUUUUGUGGUUGCCCAGUGUCCUUCCCAGCACCUGGUUGAUGAUGAGCUGCAGGAGGUGUCUUGGGGUGGGUGAUAUAUUCUUUUGGGGGCUUCCAGCUGGGAAAUAUUCUGUCAUCUGACUUACUAUAUCCAAUCCUUGUCUGUCUGUCUGUUUGUCUGUCCAUCUGUCUGUCUGUGCCAGUGUUCCUCAGUGGUUCCCAGGAGCUCAGCACUCCUGUGGCUUCAGAGUAAUCCAUGCUGAUCACAGUUUAUGUCUACCUCAUGGUACUCAGGUGUAAAGCUUUGCAAUUUGGACUUUAAACUUAGGCUGUGUUUGAUGAUGGCAGUGGACACCGGCCCAGCAGAUCAGGAUCCUGUGCUGACCAUUGGGACCGUGAGCAUGUCUGGAGGGUGGGAUUAAUGUGGGAGGCUGGCAUCUGUGUUGUCCUUAUUCUGCUAUAAGAUUACAUUAGAUGCACUAUGAACUGUCCCUCCCAACCAUCCCUAUAAGGCUCCACCACGACUUUCCUUCUAUUCUGGUUCCAUUUCUCUGCUUCACUUCAGACUUCUGUCUGGUACAAUCAUUUUAUGUUUCCUUUCCUUCCUGUUCUUGCAGUUUUCCUUCUGUGUGGGAGGGGCAUUCCCUGAUAAAGUAUGUGUGAUGAGCCCUCCUGUCACCUGUGGGCAGGACUUUUCCCUCUUUAAUAGGAGUUGGAUGCACCUGAAACUGUGUCACAGCUGUCCUGGUCUUGACAAACAAAUCCUGGACGUUUGAUGAUGUGGUUAAUUUAUUAGCAACAAUACCUUAUGUAGCAUUCCUGGGCAAUUUUCUGGCCCCUCUGCCAUGCUGCCCUGCCUUGGAACCAGUUGAAUAUGGACUGAAUCUGCUACAAUUUACGAACUAAGAUAAACUUUUCCUCCCUAACUUAUGAGUGUUGGGGAUUUUGUUUCCACAAUGAGAAAUUAACUGAAACAGAUGUCUUUGAAUUUACACUGAGACAUGCAUACACUGCCUCCCUACUGAUUCAGUAUAUGCUUGCUAGAGUUCAGGACUUUCCUAUAGUUCUUCCUUUGGAUGUGAUUUACAAAUAUCAAAAUUUUUUGUGUGAUUUACAAACAUCAAGCUCUUGUGUGUUUAUUCUUUGAAUCUGAUAAGUGAAUAAAGCUAUGCAUCACAAA